AUGCGCGAUUCGCGCUUCAUCACACCGGAUCCUGCUCAAGUUCACUUGCUGGGCGGAGUUUUGUUGGUCUGCCACGACCCCAUGACCUCGCCUGCGAGAGUGCAGCCAAGGAAACCCAUCCGCCCCGUUUCGGCAUCCAUCUCUUCGAGGCGGCUUAUUCAUAAGGUUGACCAGAGCCUGCUCAACGAGGUGUGGUACCCUGCUUGCCCUGGCCCCGGAGGCGGCUUUGGCAGGCUAAUGCCCUAA
Parascedosporium putredinis is the source of this 246-nucleotide messenger RNA. The record is from the annotation of a GenBank genome assembly. Lineage: Eukaryota; Fungi; Ascomycota; Sordariomycetes; Microascales; Microascaceae.